AUGGUAAAUAGAAUAUUAAAUUCUAACAGAAUCGAAGUAAUUCAAGUUUCGGCUAUUCGAAAACAUUACAAAAGUUUUGAAGAGGCCUUUGAAGCAACAAAUAAUUCUAUGACGGAAAUGCAAUUAAAGAAUGUUCAUUAUACUGGUGAAUGUUCCAACUCACACCAUAGAAAUAAUGGUAGCGAAGAAAAUAGUGACAAUGAAGCUGAUGAUGGCAAAGAAAAUUGUGACAACAAAGUCAAUGAGGGCUUAGAAGAAAGUGAUGAUAUGGACAUUUCAUA
Messenger RNA from Racocetra persica, 281 nucleotides. The record is from the annotation of a GenBank genome assembly. Lineage: Eukaryota; Fungi; Glomeromycota; Glomeromycetes; Diversisporales; Gigasporaceae.